AUGUCCCAGCAGAAGACUGCUCCAGCGGAGGGUGGCGCUCACGCCGUGUCCUUGGACAAGCUGCUGGUAGAAGAGAUUGGGCAGCUCGGCAGAUACCAAUGGCGGAUGUUGGGGCUGAUAGCGGUUCUUGUUAUUUUCGCAGCCUGGGCUGCGGUUGAAUAUAUUUUCACUACGGGACGGAUCCCUACGAGAUGUGUAAUACCAGAAUGCGAUAAUCUGGAGGCUGCUGAGUUCAAUCCAGCUUGGAUCCUUAACGCGGUUCCAGCCAGUGGCAGCUCGUUCGAUAACUGCCGCAGGUUCAGUCCGAGAAAUGCGUCUACGACCAGAGACGUUUGUCCCGCGAACCUUUUUAACCGUGAAAGCACCAUUGACUGUGAAGAGUAUUUGUAUGAAAACACUGAUACCGUUGUUUACGAGUAUGGGCUUGCCUGCGACGAGUGGCGCCGCACCUUGAUCGGCUCCAUCCGGACCUUCGGCACGCUCCUGGCGUUGCCCAUCACGGGCUACAUAUCCGAUAAGUGGGGGAGGAGAACCGCUCUCUGCAUCAACGCUUUCAACACAGCCUGGAUUGGGACUCUGCGCUAUUUUGCCGGCACCUACAUUGGGUUUCUGAUUUCUGAAGUGGCUGAAGCUACUUUUGGUUCAGGCAGCUUCUCGUGUGCUUAUAUAUUGUUGAUGGAGAUCAUGGGACCAAAAUACCGCGUGGCUGCCGGCGCAACUAUGAACACGCUUUUCUCCGUUGGCCAAAUACUCAUGGGGCUGCUCGCUUAGGGCGUUCCCAACUGGAAAACUCUAACAUUAGUAUUGUACAUUCCACAAUUUAUAACCAUUCUGUACUACUGGGGCAUGUUUGAAUCUAUCCGAUGGUACAUGAGCAAGGGCCGUUAUGAAGAAGCUGAGAGAACACUGAAAAGAGUCGCAGAAAUUAACGGCACCUAUUUAUCAGACAAAUCUAUCGAAGCUUUAAAAGCAUCGACCGAGGAAGAGAAAAGGAAUGCUCUACGGGAUAAGGCGGAACGGAAAUCUGAGCCCUGGUUGAUCGUUGUUCUAUUCAGAUAUAAGAGGGUCCUUCUCCGAGUUAUAGUUUCUCCAAUCUGGUGGAUCACAAACACCUUCAUUUACUACGGUUUGUCGAUCAAUGCCGUUAACAUGUCUGGCAAUAGAUACGUGAAUUACAUUGCUGUGGCUGCAGUGGAAAUUCCAGGAUAUUGGGCAGCUGUGGUUUUGAUGAGCAAAAUUGGAAGAAAACCGGUGCUAACUGGUGCGUUUUGGGUGUGUGCUGCAUGUCAAGUUGCAUACAUAUUUAUGCCACAGGGUUUAUACGGUGUAUCGCUGACGGUGUAUCUGAUCGGCAAGUUCAGUAUCGCGAUGGUGAUGACGACGGUGUAUGUGUACACCACGGAGCUGUACCCCACGCGCUACCGGCACAGCCUCUUCGCGUUCUCCUCCAUGAUGGGGAGGAUUGGCUCCAUUGUGGCUCCGCUUACACCGGCAUUUGGUGCAGCAACAUUUGACGAUUUUCCAUUUGUUCUGUUCGGAAGUUUCGCGUUAGUGGCAGGCUUUCUUGUCCUGGUCACACCGGAGACGCUCGGUUCCAAGCUACCUGACACUAUGGAAGAAGCAUCUGAUAUUGGUCUUAAUAAAAAGUCUAGAAGUGAAACUUGA
Molecule: messenger RNA, 1665 nt
Organism: Zerene cesonia (dogface butterfly)
Lineage: Eukaryota; Metazoa; Arthropoda; Insecta; Lepidoptera; Pieridae
Product: organic cation transporter protein-like
Exons: 6
Biological process (GO): transmembrane transport
Cellular component (GO): membrane
Molecular function (GO): transmembrane transporter activity
Source: RefSeq, a predicted model, not a curated record